Micromonas pusilla CCMP1545 is the source of this 493-nucleotide messenger RNA. RefSeq lists its product as uncharacterized. Bases 68 to 493 code for a protein of 141 amino acids. Lineage: Eukaryota; Viridiplantae; Chlorophyta; Mamiellophyceae; Mamiellales; Mamiellaceae. The record is from RefSeq and is a predicted model, not a curated record. The transcript has a single exon.
CGACGUCGACGCCGCCGCCGCGAGCGUCCGGUGGGGACACGCGGAGGUCGGCAACCUUCGACGCGCGAUGGCGUGGGUGGAAGCGCCGUACAUCACGCUGGACGACAUCCCGGACCUGAGGAACGGCGACGCGCCGUUAGCGAUGGAAGACGCGGACUGGCUGCGGCCGAUGCUCGACGAGACCGUGCGUCACUCCGAGCUGCAAGUCGCGGAGAGGCUGUCGUUCGCGUGCCUGCAGAUCGCGCCCGCGUCCGGGGAGGCGGACCUCGUGAAGCUCGCCAACUGCCGCGCGAUCGCGAUGAGCACGUCGCACGGGCUGAUGGACCGGCUGAAGCUCGGGCAGAUCGUGUUGGACGAGCAGCGGAACGCGUUGCGGGCCAAGGUGGCGCUGAAGGGGGCGUUUUCUUCCUCCUCUUCCGGCGGCGGCGGGGGAGCGGAAGGGGACGGGGAAGGGGACGGCGGGGCGGGGGCCGCGUCGAGCGGCGCGCCGUAG